CUGGGCAGCGUGCGCUGGGCGACGGAGUGGAGUCAGCAGUCAGUUGACUGCGUCUCCCGAGCAGCGGCGAAGCGCGGUGGCUGGAUGUGGCGGGGUCUCCAGCGGGUGACGGCCAGAGCCAUGUCCGGGGGCGGCGCCUUCCGUCGCCAGCGCCCGCCGAAGGACUCGCUGCGGCACCUGCGCUCGCGAGAGAAGCGCCAGGGAGCCACGGGGCCCUUCCAGUCCUCGGGGCCCAGGACCGUCUUCUUGCAAGUGGCGGCGGCCGGGGCGCGGGAUGCGGGAGCCGCGCUCUAUGUGUUCUCCGAGUAUAACCGGUAUCUUUUUAAUUGUGGGGAAGGAGUGCAGCGCCUUAUGCAAGAACACAAGUUAAAAGUGGCUCGCUUAGACAAUAUCUUCAUCACCAGAAUGAACUGGGCAAAUGUUGGUGGCUUGUCAGGAAUGAUUCUUACCUUAAAAGAAACAGGGGUUCCAAAGUGUGUGCUUUCUGGGCCGCCACAGCUGCAAAACUACUUGGAGGCAAUCAAAGUAUUUUCUGGUCCAUUAAAAGGAAUUGACAUAGCUGUACGGCCCCAUUCUGAUCCAGAAUAUCAGGAUGAGACAAUGACAGUCUAUCAGGUUCCCCUGGUAGGCAAAAAGCCAGAAGUUGAGCAAAGGCUACAUCCAAGGCCUGAGUCGCCAGCUGGUGAGGCUGAACAAAAGUGCCUCGCAGGACGGGGAUCUCCCUCUGUGGAGCAGCAGUCUGUGCAGGGUGGCAGGAGUAAAGAAUCCCCUGAGAAAAUGGAUGGUAGCUGGCGUAUCGGUCAGAGGGACCCAUCACUUGUCGUUGCAUUCGUUUGUAAGCUCCAUCCAAAGAAAGGGAACUUCUUGGUGAUGAAAGCAAAGGAGCUUGGCUUACCUGUGGGCACUGCAGCAAUUGCUCCCAUCAUAGCAGCCGUGAAAGAUGGAGAGAACAUCACAUUUGAAGGCAGAGAGAUCUUGGCUGAAGAAAUUUGCACACCUACAGACCCAGGAGCAGUUUUCAUAAUAGUGGAGUGUCCUCAUGAAGGUUUUAUAGAUGCAGUCUUUGAAAAUGACACACUGCGAAGGUAUCAAGAAGGAAAACAGGAGACUCCUGUGGCUUUAGUUGUUCAUAUAACUCCAGAACGUAUUCUGAAGGACAGCCGGUAUAAGAAGUGGCUAGAAAGAUUUGGAGCCAGUACUCAGCACUUGAUACUCAACGAGAAUUGCCGUUCGGUGCACCAACUCCGCAGCUACAAGAUUCAGACCCAGCUCAACCUCAUCCACCCAGAGAUCUUCCCGCUGCUUACCUGCUACAAUAGCAAGCAGGAAGAAGAGGCCACGUUCGAUGUACCUGUCACACGCGGAGAGUGCCUCCUCAAGUACCAGCUGAGGCCCAAACCAGAAUGGCAGAGGGAGGCUGUUCUUGCUUGUAAUCCUGCUGAGUUUGUAGCUGAAGCCUUGGAACUCCCUCACUUCCAGGAUUGUGUGCAGAAGUGCAAAGAGAGCUUACCAGCCUCAUCAGGAACCACUGGCUCCUACCCAGAAGUUGUUUUCUUAGGAACAGGCUCUGCGGUCCCAAUGAAAAUCCGAAACGUUAGCUCUACCCUGAUAAACCUUAGCCCUACCCAGUCUCUGCUUCUGGAUUGUGGUGAAGGAACAUUUGGCCAGCUUUGCCGUCAUUAUGGAGAUGAAAUUGACCGAAUCCUGUGUAACAUUGCAGCUGUGUUUGUGUCUCAUAUACAUGCUGACCAUCAUACGGGCUUGUUGAAUAUAUUGUUGCAGAGACAUCGGGCAUUUAUGACCCUGGGUCAGCCCUCCAGCCCGCUGUUGCUGGUUGCACCCACAUUGAUCAUGACAUGGCUGCACCAGUACCAUGACCAUUGCCAAGAAAUCUUGAGGCACAUCAACUUGAUUCCUGCACGGUUCUUAAUAGAAGAUUGUGAUGUAUUUAAACCUAAAGCAAAGGCUUUCAUUAGAUUGCUUCUGGAGAAAUACGACUUUGCAAAGUUUCAGACAUGUGAGGUCCGGCACUGUAAGAAUGCCUUUGCUUGUUCCAUGGUUCACAAAUCUGGGUGGAAAAUAGUAUAUUCUGGUGACACUAUGCCAUGUGAUGCUUUAGUCGAAAUGGGGAAAAAUGCUUCUCUGUUGAUACAUGAAGCUACACUGGAAGAUGGGUUAGAAGAGGAAGCUAUAGAGAAGACACACAGUACUACCUCCCAAGCAAUUGGAGUUGGGAUGAAGAUGAAUGCAGACUUCAUCAUGCUCAAUCACUUCAGCCAGCGCUAUGCCAAAAUCCCUCUCUUCAGUGAGGAUUUCAGUGAGAAAGUUGGAAUUGCAUUCGAUCACAUGCAGGUGCGUUUUGGCGAUUUUGCUGCUAUUCCAAAACUGAUCCUGCCGUUGAAAGCCUUGUUCGCAGAUGAGAUUGGGGAGAUGGAAGAGCGGAGGGAGAAGCGGGAGCUGCGUCUCCUCCAAGAGGCAAUUAAAGCUUCGGAGGCCCGGACUGUUGUUGAGAACAAGGCUCCAGCCAAAAUGAAAUUGGAACACACUGAGGAUUCUCACGGAGCGCCAAACAAAAAGCUAAAAACUCUCAGCUGAGCACAGCAGCAGACAGCUGCCUUUGUGCCUUUCUGACAGGGAGAGUGACUUAUGCAUGACAUGUGGUAUGCACGGCACGGAAGAUUCUGGAAGGCAGCUGCACACUUGAGCUUAGCCAAACUUGGUUGGCCUCUGGUAAAUUACCUGUGCUGCUUCUACAGGUGCAAUUCCCGCUGGACAUAUGACUAGCUCAGCUGACAAAAUGUGCUUCCUGGCUACAGCGUGCAGAUCUAGUCUAAUGGCUUGUCUGACUGUUUGCUAGAAAUAUUUUUCCUUUUUUAUAAACGUUGAGGCAGAUAUCAGCAAAUGACGGGGCUCCUAACUUGUGGUCCAUGGAGCUUCAGGUAAUCUGUGGUGUGUCUCUAAAAAUGCAGUAAAAAAGCAUGCAUCGUCUAGCACACUGCGUUACAAUUGCUACAACAGGCAGAAAAAUCACUAAGUAGUCCACCAAGACCCUCAGCAAUUUUCAGGUUGUCUGUGGAAGCAGGGGAGUUUGGCAACCACUGAUUUAGACAAAGGGAAAUCAGGAUAUUUUAACAAAUGGGGAUAGGACCUCUGGAAUAAGGGGUGAUUCUGUCUAUUUUGCGACUUCCUAAAUAUUUAUCAUUUUUAGUGGGGAAAUACCUCACUAUGGAAGAGGAUGUGAUGUGAUGUGUUGUAGCUAUGCUUGCUUGCAGCAGUAAUACAAGAUACCUAGGUUACAUCUUGCAGAACUCACCACCACUUUGGUAUUUGCAGCAUUGAUGCUGUAGGUCAUUCUUCCUUGUAUUUUUUUAAAAUAAGGGAACCAGUAAAUCAUAUUUACUAAUUA
Messenger RNA from Podarcis muralis (Common wall lizard), 3406 nucleotides. It is a transcript of the gene ELAC2, whose product is annotated as elaC ribonuclease Z 2. Lineage: Eukaryota; Metazoa; Chordata; Lepidosauria; Squamata; Lacertidae. Gene Ontology annotation, cellular component: mitochondrion. Gene Ontology annotation, biological process: mitochondrial tRNA 3'-end processing. Gene Ontology annotation, molecular function: 3'-tRNA processing endoribonuclease activity. The record is from RefSeq and is a predicted model, not a curated record.